This is a messenger RNA of Dromaius novaehollandiae (emu), 5811 nucleotides long. RefSeq names its product sterile alpha motif domain containing 4A (gene SAMD4A). NCBI's taxonomy places the organism in Eukaryota, Metazoa, Chordata, Aves, Casuariiformes, Dromaiidae. Gene Ontology annotation, biological process: regulation of mRNA stability; negative regulation of translation; nuclear-transcribed mRNA poly(A) tail shortening. Gene Ontology annotation, molecular function: protein binding; mRNA binding; translation repressor activity. The record is from RefSeq and is a predicted model, not a curated record. Gene Ontology annotation, cellular component: P-body. The transcript is spliced from 13 exons. Bases 749 to 2866 code for a protein of 705 amino acids.
AUGACGUCAUGGUUAUGCUAAUGAGCGGCAUGUGGGGAGCGGGGGCUCCGCGCGCCGCCGGGCUCAGUCUCGCGCCGCGCCUCGGAGCCGCCGCCGCUCGCGCCCCGCGCGCCCCCCGGCCCCGCGCCAUGGCUCGGCCCCCGCCGCGCCGCCGCUGACGGCCGCGGCGCCCCCUCCCGCCUCGCCCCGGCCCCGCGCGCCGCCGCCGCCGCCGCCCCCGGGGCCGGCAUGAGUCAGGUGUGAAGGCCUGCCCGGGUGCGCGGCCCCCCACGGCCGCCCGGGACGCCCCGCCGGACCCCCCCGCGGGAGCCGAGAGGAGGAGGCAGCUCUCAACCGUACUCCUGUGCCUUGCAGAGAUUUGUCCGCGUAGAUAGGUAUAUCUAGGUACACGUCCGUGCUCGCACACGCACGCAGAGUGCCCCCCGCCCCCCCGCCCCGUGCCACUUUGCGUUGCCUUCAGGGAAUUUAACACCAAGCCGCUGGAGCGUUGCACUGAAGACAGAAGAGGGAAAGCAGAAACCAAACCGUGUCUAGGCUGAAAGCUGCAUCUAAAAAAAAAAACAAACAAAAAACCCUUUAUUGCAAAGGAGAUAUUUUUUUAAUUAUUAUUAUUUUUAAUUGUGAGACGAGAUGUGGGGGAGAAAAUAAAUCUAGGGGGGGAAGGAUUUCCUAUUUAUUUAUUUUUUUUCCUGCAGAGGUUCAUCCUCCUGCCCCCUGCUCCCCCACCACCCCCGGCCACCACCUAAUCAUGAUGUUUCGAGACCAGGUUGGAGUGCUGGCCGGGUGGUUUAAAGGCUGGAACGAGUGCGAGCAGACUGUUGCUCUGCUCUCCUUGCUGAAGCGAGUGAGCCGGACCCAAGCCCGUUUCCUCCAGCUCUGCCUGGAGCAUUCCCUGGCAGACUGCACCGAGCUGCACAUCCUCGAAGGGGAGGCCAACAACCCUGGAAUCAUUAACCAAUGGCAACAAGAAUCCAAGGAUAAAGUGAUUUCCCUAUUGUUAACCCACCUGCCUUUACUGAAACCAGGAAAUAUUGAAGCAAAAGUCGAAUACAUGAAACUCUUGCCUAAAAUCCUGGCCCACUCGAUUGAACACAACCAACACAUCGAAGAGAGCAGGCAGCUGCUGUCCUAUGCAUUGAUACACCCUGCCACUUCGCUAGAAGACAGAAGUGCUCUCGCCAUGUGGCUCAAUCAUUUGGAGGAUCGCACGUCGGGUAGUUUUGGCAGCCAAAACAGAGGCCGGUCCGAUUCUGUGGAUUAUGGGCAGACGCACUACUAUCACCAAAGACAGAACUCCGAUGAUAAGCUCAACGGAUGGCAAAACUCUCGGGACUCUGGCAUAAGUGUCAGCGCUUCCAGCUGGCAGGACAAAAACCUGGCGUGUGAGAACGGCCAUCUGCCCCUCUACUCCUCCUCCUCUGUCCCCACAACUAUCAAUACUAUCGGAACUAGCACAAGCACGAUUCUCUCAGGCCAGACACACCACAGCCCUUUGAAACGCUCUGUGUCCCUUACCCCACCCAUGAAUGUGCCAAACCAGCCUCUAGGACAUGGAUGGAUGUCUCAUGAGGACUUACGAGCUAGAGGACCCCAGUGCAUCCCUUCCGAUCAUGCCCCCCUGUCUCCACAAAGCAGUGUAGCCUCUUCGGGAAGUGGUGGGAGUGAACAUUUAGAAGAUCAGCCUUCCGCUCGUAACACAUUCCAGGAGGAAGGGAGUGGGAUGAAAGAUGUUCCAGCCUGGCUGAAGAGUCUCCGUCUGCACAAGUAUGCGGCUCUCUUCUCUCAGAUGACAUACGAGGAAAUGAUGGCCCUCACCGAAUGCCAGCUCGAGGCACAAAAUGUUACCAAAGGCGCAAGACACAAAAUAGUCAUCAGUAUCCAAAAGCUAAAAGAGAGACAAAACCUUCUCAAAUCUUUAGAAAGGGACAUCCUGGAAGGUGGCAACUUGCGUGUCCCGCUGCAGGAGCUACACCAAAUGAUCCUCACCCCCAUCAAAGCUUACUGUUCCCAAAACUCGAAUGCGGACGAGCACAGCCGGGACCCGGACUCGCAUCACCCCCCUUCCCUCAUCGGCUCAGACAGCCAAGGGUCUGACUGCAAGGACUCUGCUGCCGGGGGGAUGCAACAGCACCACUUGCCAGGAUGUGAGGGCGAGUCUGGGGGGGGCCCUUUGCCCGAAGGCGAUCUGCCUGGACAGUUCACAAGAGUGAUGGGGAAAGUAUGUACACAACUUUUAGUUUCCAGACCCGAUGAAGAGAAUAUAAGUUCCUAUUUACAGCUCAUAGACAAAUGUCUAAUUCAUGAGGCGUUUACAGAGAUACAGAAGAAAAGACUGUUGUCAUGGAAACAGCAGGUGCAAAAACUCUUUAGGUCUUUCCCUCGGAAAUCCCUCCUGGAGCUGUCAGGCUACCGGCAGCAGAGGAGCCGAGGCUUUGGCCAGUCGAACUCCUUGCCGACAGCUGGAUCUGCAGGUGCAGGAAUGGGCAGACGAAACCCCCGGCAAUUCCAGAUCCCCUCCCGCAACCUCCCCACGGCCAGGCUGGGGCUGCUGGGGCCCAGCGGGCUGCUGGGCACGGCCCAGCGCAGUGCCGCCGCCAACCCCGCCAUCCUCAAGCAAGGCAGACAGAACCUCUGGUUUGCCAACCCUGGCGGCAGCAACAGCAUGCCCAGCCGGACCCACAGCUCAGUGCAGAGGACGCGCUCGCUGCCGGUUCACACCUCCCCACAGACCAUGCUGAUGUUUCAGCAGCCAGAGUUCCCGGUGCCGGUGACCGAACCCGACAUCAACAACAGGCUGGAGUCCCUGUGCCUGAGCAUGACGGAGCACGCGCUCAGCGAUGGUGUCGACCGAACCUCGACGAUCUAGGAGGCGGCGGCGAGGCUGGCCGGGAGCGGCGGCGCGGGGCCGGCGAGCAGGGGGGUGCCUGGGGGAUGGCGCCCGCCCGCCCGCCCGCCCGCGCUCUCUCCUGUUUUAAUUUUGUGGCUGUGUAGCUUGUCCUUGUGAACAUAUCAUUAGACUCGGAAUUUGUGUUGUCGUUUAUUACAUCCAUGCUGGCUUGGGGGGGGGACGAAAGAGGAAAAAAUGGAAAUAAAAGGAAAAAAGAGGCAGGGGGAGGGUGGCGGGGCACCGGGGCGAAGCCCGGCUCUGGAUGUGUUUCGGGGGCGCGUGGCCGAUCGGGGGGUGCCCGGGCCCGGCCGCCGCCUUUGCAAAAUAUCCCUGAAAUUCCCGUCUUUCACUGCACUUUGCGGCAGCAUCCAAAAAAAAAAACACCCCCAAAACCCCCUUCCUUUGCAGCGAGGGCAGCCGGAGCACGUUGAGACGGCGGCGGGGGGCCGCAGGGACCGAGGCGAAGCCGGGGGGGACGAGGGGUACCGGGGGCCGCGCUGAGCCCUCGCAGCACCGCCGAAACGCCCGGUUAUUCCUUCGCUGCACAGCGAAACGACGGCUCGCUGAGUGUUGGCUAUAUGAUUUUGGAUAUGUGACUUUAUUAACUCGCUGUGGCUGGUAACCAUGAUGGUGUCUGUUAUUAACAACCACCAAACACUUCAGGUUUUUUUCCUCUUUUUCUUUUUUUUUUUUUAAAAAAAGCUUAUUUUCCAUUGACAGUGUAUAGGUUAAUAACGACUUGGUUGUGUUUGCUGUUUCUUGUUUUUUAAUUAAAAAGCGGCUUCGGUUACGUUUGGAAGUCCUUCCCGGCUCUGCCCGAGGCCUGUGCUGAGUGCAGGUAGCAGAGCGCCAUUUAAAAAAGGAAAAAAAAAAGAAAAAAAAUCAAAUCCUACAGGAAAAUAAAGAUUAUUUAUAUAAAAAAAAAAGCAAAGCAGCAGUUGCAUGAAUGAGGCUGUGAAGUCGAAUAUUUAGUAAUAAAGCGGCAGUGCCUUUCUUUUUUGUAUUUACCCAUUCCCCCGCCGCGGCUGCGGUGCCGGCAGCUCCCGCGCGGGGAUAACGUCACCGCGUAGAUGCGUUUCUUUUUUUUUUCUUUUUUUCUUUUUUUUUCCCCCCCCUCUCGUGCUAACUGAAGCCGUGCGGCCUCGGCACCUCGCAAGUUCUUCCAGCGCCGGGCGGUUGCUGCACUGUGCUCGCGCCCGAGGUUUCACUGGUGCUGUCACCCCCCGCCCCGGCGCCGGCCCCGGCACCUACCCAAGUGUCCUUGGCUGCGCCCGUGCCACCGCCGCUGCCGCCGGGGAUGGGGGGGCCCUGGCUCGGACCCCCCCGGGCUGUGGCCGGCCCCGGCGCCGAGCGGAGGGCGGCUGGUGGGGCCGAGCGGGGGCCUGGCGGUGGGCUGCGCCCCAGGGCCUCUGCGCCGGGCCCUCCUGGCUGGGCUGGCUCGGCCUGGCUCAGCCCAGCUUGGCUCAGCUGAGCUCGGCUCAGCCUGGCUCAGGUCAGCUUGGCUCGGCUCAGCUCAACUCAGGUCAGCUGGGCUCAAGUUGGCUCGGCUCAGCCCAGCCCGGCUCAGCCCGGCUCGGCUCAGCCCGGCUCGGCCCGGCUCAGCUCGGCUCAGCUCGGCUCAGCUCAGCCCGGCUCGGCUCAGCCCGGCUCGGCUCAGCUCCGUUGAGCUUGGCUCAGCUCAGUUCGGCUCAGCUCAGUUCGGCUCAGCUCAGCCUGGCUCAGCUCAGUUCAGCUCAGCUCAGCCUGGCUCGGCUCGACUCAGCUCAGCUUGGCUCGGCUCAGCCCAGCCUGGCUUGGCUCUGCUCAGCUCAGCUUGGCUCAGCCCAGCCUGGCUCAGCUCGGCUCAGCUCAGCCCAGCUCAGCCUGGCUCUGCCCAGCCCAGUUCGGCUCGGCAGGGCGGCACAGCCUCCGACAUCCCCGGCGAGGGCCCGCGCUGCCCCUUCCCUCGGCGGCAGGGACGCGCUCGCGACGCUGAGGAAAACCCGCUUUUCUUUUGAGGCGUCGCCAGCGGGGCCAGCCCCCACCCCACACACACACACACCCCCCCCCGGCGCCCGCGGGGUCCGGCCCUGGCCAGCUCACAGCCCUGAAGGACGAGCCGAUACUGUGAUUUACGGCCUGCAACUGGUGCAGCGGGACGCGGGGCAGCGGGUGGGAAGCGGCGCGCGAGCCGGCGGGCUGCCGCCAUCGUCCCCGUCCUCCCCGCCGGGGCGCGUGGCCGCGUUAGGCUUUCUGAAUGUGCCUGAUGAAGAGUCGAGCCUGCAGAGGUAUAAUUUGCACACAGCUAUGAGAACACUAAAGUUGAUUUUAUACAAGUCAUCAGAGUUUGCAAAGUGAGUUUUAUUUUUUGUAUUCCUUUAUCUUUACUUAAAGGUGAAUGUGUAUUCCUCUGGGAGGAAUAGGAAGAAAAAAAAAAAAAACCACAAACAGGAAUGUUAAUAAUGUUAAACAGAAUACUUCCUCCCUUAUUAAUAUAUAACCCUUCUGUAUUUAUGCAUAUCGUAAGCUUACUUUAAAAAGCUUUGACCUCUCUUCUGUUGCAUGCCGGUUCCGGGCAGCCUUUCGUUGUACCUGCAUGCCUCUAGUCCUGGUCCUUCUGUACAGAGUUAGUGCACAAAGAAAUAUUUUUGCCUAGUUAAUGUUGCCAAGCAAUGCAUAUUUUUUAAAUUUGUCAUAUAUGGAAAUAGCAUGUUUGUUACAUGUAAAAGCUUCCCGAUAUAAAGAAACACUAAUGUUUGGAGAUGCUGGUCUUUGCAAGUGUACAGUUUUCAAAUGUUGUUACCAGUGAAACACCCUUGUGAUUUAAACUUGCUACAAUGUAUUUAUUACUCAUUUCCUCCCAUGUAACUAGGAAUCAUGGCUAUAUUUCAUAUCAACGUUAUAUUGAAAGUGAAGGGAGAUGAUUAAUACAAGGUUUUGUAACA